UACAUAAAAGGUGGUUUACAGUAAGUCGACCAAUUUGGAUGUCUCCUCACUUCUCAAAAUGAAAGUGUUUGCACUCUUCGUUUCUGUCCUGCUAGCAACAGCAAGUGCUAAGGUUUUUGAGCGAUGUGAAUUGGCACGGAAACUCAAGGCUUCAGGUUUGGAUGGGUACCGUGGGUACAGCCUGCCUAACUGGGUUUGUUUGUCCAGUUGGGAGUCAAGUUACAACACUGCAGCCACCAACCAAAACUCUGAUGGAUCAACGGAUUAUGGCAUUUUCCAGAUUAACAGUCGCUGGUGGUGCAACGACUUCAAGACUCCUCGUGCCAAGAAUGCCUGUGGCAUCAACUGUAGCCAACUGCUGACUGACAACAUUGACGUUGCCAUCAAGUGUGCCAAGCGUGUGGUCAGCGACCCCAAUGGGAUGGCAGCCUGGGUGGCCUGGCGGAAUCGCUGCCAGGGUCGCGACCUGAGUCAGUACACUGCAGGCUGUGGGGUCUGAAUCAAAUGCCCAGGAGCCAGAACAUGCCUGCCAUGGGACUACUUGCCGAUAUUCAUGAUGAAGCUUUGCUUCCAGCCACAUGUGGGGACACCACAAAUGAAAAUGAUUAAACUUUCCUAAACGUGCUAUAUUUUAACAGUCGCUUUGAACAAAAACAGAUCAAUUAAGGGAGAAGUUAUAUGUUUACCCAGGAGGUGGCAGUAGUAAGCCACGGUGUGUAACCUAGCAACAGCAAUCAAGAAUACAUGAAUAUUCAUCCCAUGCUGAAGAAUGACUUUCAAACAAUUUUUGAAACUCUACAACCUUUUUCUUGCCACCUCAUUGCCUUUUAAUAGUAUAUAUACAUAUAAUGUUAAUCUUACUGGAAAAACUUCAGCUUUGUGUUGGCUUCAUUAAAAACAAUAAAACAGCAUAUUGAACAA
This is a messenger RNA of Brienomyrus brachyistius, 921 nucleotides long. RefSeq names its product lysozyme C II-like. The record is from RefSeq and is a predicted model, not a curated record. NCBI's taxonomy places the organism in Eukaryota, Metazoa, Chordata, Actinopteri, Osteoglossiformes, Mormyridae. Gene Ontology annotation, biological process: defense response to Gram-positive bacterium; defense response to Gram-negative bacterium. Gene Ontology annotation, molecular function: lysozyme activity. The coding region runs from base 59 to 499 and encodes 146 amino acids. The transcript is spliced from 4 exons.